AUGCCAUACCCAUCUAGAAAACCAGAGCCUUACCUUCAAACCACUUGUAAAACUUGUUCUCAGCCACUUGAGUUCUUGCCAGAGACAGGUGUCAAGAACACCAAGGUAGAAGUAGAGUGCUGGUCUUGCCAAGCGAUUGUCCAUGUCGACAUUGACGCUACUGGCAAAGUGAAACAACCCAAGGCAGCUUCCAAGUGGUCUCGAAAGCGAGGAACAGACGAAAAUCCAGUGUCAACCGAUUAUUAUGAUUGUUUAGGAGUAGUAUCUUCUGCAACACAAGCAGAUAUAAAAAGAGCAUAUAGAAAACUAGCCAUUAAAUACCAUCCUGACAAGAACCCCAAUGACCCAACAGCAGAGGAAAACUUUAAGAAAAUUUCUGAAGCAUAUCAAAUCUUGUCUGACCCUGCAUUAAGAAAGCGAUACAAUGAAUUUGGGGAAGCAAAUGGAGUCCGACCCGAUGGAGGAUUCAUGGACCCUGAGGCAUUUUUUAAACAGGCAUUUGGUGGUGAUCGAUUUGUAGAUAUUAUAGGAGAAAUUUCAAUAGGAAAAGACAUGCGGGAUGCACUUGAAUCUCAUGAAGCAGAAGAGAAUGCAGAAGAUACAAAGCCUCUUUCAGCCGAAGAAAAACUAGAGCGAGAAGAGAAGAAGAAAAAGAUUCGUGCAGAAGCAAGAGAGAAACGAACACAAGUACUUGUGACUAAAUUGAUCAACAAAUUAAGUCUAUACACAGAACUGAAUGAUGUGUCUGACGAAGCUCGGUCUGCUGCUUUCUCCAACAUUAUUCAAAUCGAAGCAGAAGAUUUGAAGAAAGAAAGCCAUGGUGUAGAACUCUUGAAUGCCAUUGGCUAUACUUAUUUAACAAAAGCAACACAGUAUAUUAAUAGAGGCGUUGCAUUUGGGUUAGGUGGCAUGUUUCAUUCAAUGAAGGAAAAGGGAUAUAUAUUCAGUGAGACAGUGGGGACACUUCGAUCAGCAUUAGAUCUUCAAUCAAGUUAUACAGAAUUACAAAAGGCAGAGGAAAAAGGGGACCUGACAGAAGAGCAGCGCAUUAAGCUCGAGACGGAAGCAGCAACGAAAGGUCUGAAAGCGAUUUGGAGAGGAUCCAAACUAGAAGUAGAGAGUGUAUUACGAGAAGUAUGUGAUCGAGUCUUGAGUGAUCCAACUGUGUCGAGAGAGACACUUCGACAAAGAGCCUAUGGGUUAAAAAUCAUUGGCACGAUUUACCAAAAAGUAAAGCUAGACAUUACUCCAGAUGAUAUUCCUAUACCUUCUAUUUCGACUAGCCAUGACACUUCAUCUAGCCCAUAA
Gilbertella persicaria is the source of this 1308-nucleotide messenger RNA. RefSeq names its product X-domain of DnaJ-containing-domain-containing protein. The record is from RefSeq and is a predicted model, not a curated record. NCBI's taxonomy places the organism in Eukaryota, Fungi, Mucoromycota, Mucoromycetes, Mucorales, Choanephoraceae. The coding region runs from base 1 to 1308 and encodes 435 amino acids. The transcript is spliced from 5 exons.